AUGGCGACCAAAGCGGCUUUCAAGCGGCUCACGCGCGAGUACCAAAACAUUCAAAAGAACCCCCCGCCAUUUAUCGUGGCGCAUCCUUCUGAAACCAAUAUCCUCGAGUGGCACUAUAUCUUGACCGGACCCCCGGGGACUCCGUAUGAGAAUGGACAAUAUUGGGGCACCCUGAUGUUCCCUCCGGAAUACCCAUUUGCACCUCCUGCGAUUCGCAUGCACACCCCCAGUGGUCGAUUCCAGCCAUCCACUCGCCUCUGCCUAAGCAUUAGCGACUUUCACCCGAAAUCCUUCAACCCCGCCUGGGAGGUCUCGACGAUCCUGAUCGGACUUCUUUCAUUCAUGACAAGCGAAGAGAUGACCACCGGCAGCGUCAGCGCAUCGGAAGGCGAACGCAGAGUCCUUGCCGCCCGAUCGCGAUGGUGGAACUCGACCGGCGGAGGCUCACACGCCAACGUCACACCGGGCGUAACGAAAACAUCCAAGGGUAUCAAUAACGUGAAGGCGGGAGAUGGAGGAUUGAAGUUCCGUACGGAGUGGGCGGAGCUGGAUCAGGAGAACUGGGCCUGGAUGAAAGAACACCGCAUCGACACAACCACCGGCCAGAUUCUUCCGGAUCCCAAUGCACCUACUAGAUGUUCACCGGAGACCAGUGCUCUACGCCGACGCCCGAACGGUAGCGCAGCGGGACUCGGAGCGGUGAUGGAAGGAGGCCAUGUGGCUCGGGAAGCCGGGCAGGGAUGGGCACGACGAAACCGAGUGUGGAUCGGAUUGGCCGUACUCUUCGGGUAUGCGCUCUUAUCCCGGCUCGUGAGUGACGUGCAGGGAUAA
Molecule: messenger RNA, 831 nt
Organism: Penicillium cinerascens
Lineage: Eukaryota; Fungi; Ascomycota; Eurotiomycetes; Eurotiales; Aspergillaceae
Product: ubiquitin-conjugating enzyme E2
Exons: 3
Coding region: 1-831 (276 amino acids)
Source: RefSeq, a predicted model, not a curated record